This is a messenger RNA of Pygocentrus nattereri (red-bellied piranha), 5004 nucleotides long. Its product is annotated as pre-mRNA 3'-end-processing factor FIP1-like. The coding region runs from base 227 to 1801 and encodes 524 amino acids. Gene Ontology annotation, cellular component: mRNA cleavage and polyadenylation specificity factor complex. The transcript has 16 exons. Gene Ontology annotation, molecular function: RNA binding. The record is from RefSeq and is a predicted model, not a curated record. Lineage: Eukaryota; Metazoa; Chordata; Actinopteri; Characiformes; Serrasalmidae.
AGCAUCGAUUCUUUUGGAAUCGACUCCCCAUCAAUUUUCGGAGGGCUUUUGGACCCGGGAGGAGGAGCAGAGGGUUUAACGGGGUUAUGGAGCAGCAGAGAAAAUCACGGAGUGUCCCAUUUCAGACCUGAAUUCCGCUGAUCUCCCGCUUUUCAUCCAUAAAGAAGCGCAGUCUGUUACUCUGUCUCACGAUGUCCGUGGAGUCGUAGAGCUUCUCCUGCAGAGAAUGGCCACUGCAGCUGCGGAGUCCGAGCAGGUCGAGGAUGAAGAGCACUGGCUCUACGGGGAUGAAAACUCCAAGAAUCAGCCAGUAAACAAUGAAACGAGAGAGACAGACCCUGCUCCUGAGAGCAGCACCAGCACGGAGGAGAAAAAUGACACAGAGCAGGCAGCUAAAAGUGCAGAGGAUGAGGAAGAGGAGGAUAGUGACAGCGAUGAUGAAGAUGACGUCAAGGUCACCAUUGGCAACAUCAAGACGGGGGCUCCGGCUUACAUGGGGUCUGGAAUGAAUCUCAGCAUUAAGCCAGUGCGAGGAUAUGGAGUGGCAGCUACAAAUAAACUUCAGUGUAAAGGUGUGGACAUAGAGUCGCUGAGUGGCUUUAAUGGACUGCAUGCAGUUGAGGCGGAGGCUGAUACAUAUGAAGACAAACCCUGGAGGAAGCCAGGUGCUGAUCUGUCUGACUAUUUUAACUACGGUUUCAAUGAAGAGACGUGGAAGGCGUACUGUGAGAAGCAGAGAAGGCUUCAGCUCGGACUGGACCCCUGCCUUCCUCCCAGUUUUGAGAACAAAAUUACAGUCCAGCAAGGCAGAACGGUCAGUUUGGAGAAGGAAGUUGAAAACUCUUCAGUCAAACUGGAUUUCAAGACUGACUUUACUACCCAGGCCAUAACAGCGUCCAGCAGGCUGAAAGCUGGACCUCCACCUAACAGGAAAAUGGGCGGGACAAUUGAUGUGAUUGGUGGACAGACGGGUGCCAUUCGCAGAGUUGAGGGCCGAAGAAGAGAGAUUCCAGAGCAGAAUCCUAUUCAGGUUCUGGGUGAUCAUGGCAACAAGUCACAGCCCCUGACUCCGCCUACAGCUCCACCUCCCCUCCCACCUAUAGGGGUUCCACCACCACACUUUCUGCACCGCCCACCUCCGGUCUCUGGUAUGCCCCCACCCCUGCAACCUCCAGGUAUUCCUCCACCUGCCCUUCCAGGUAUAUUCCCGCCGCCUCUCGUCCCUCCACCAAAUCUAAUGAUGCCGCCUGUGAACAGUCGAUGUCCGUCCUCAGGCUAUGCUAACAGAGCGCCUCCUCCUUUUGGAUACAGCAGUGGAGAGCCGAACUUCAUCAGCUAUCCUCCGGUCUCUUCCUCACACAUGCAGUGGGGUGGAGUGAUGGAGAAGAAUGCAGGAGGAGGAGGAGGACACUGGGAGCAUUCCCGACGAGAACGAGAGAGAGAGAGAGAAAGAGAGAUGGACAGAGAAAGAGAGACAGAAAGGAUGGAGCGAACGUCCGUCACAAAUGAGUAUAUUGAGGAGGAGCGCUAUCGCUAUUACGCUCGCGAGAGCGAGAGAGAGUACGAGCGCUUCCAUCACCCUCGCGACAGCAGCCGGGGGAGAGAGGAGCACACCGGGAGAGAGAGACGACACAGAGAGAAGGACGAGAGCGGGAAACACAAGUCUUCCAAACGCAAACAGCACGACGACGACGGAGACGGCCACCGCAGACACAAACACAAAAAGAACAAACGCAGCAAAGAAGAGAGAGCAGCGGAGGACGCAGGUGGACCAGGAGACGAACACGAACACAAGGACUAAAUACACCACCAGCAAAGGCUGAUACUUAGAAGUUGUAGUGAACCAAGCCUGCUGCAGUUUUAUAUGGAGUAUUUCUGACUGAUGUCUGACAGAUUUCCUUCACUUUUAUCAGUUUAAGAAUGAUUUCAGAUGAUUUCUCUCCAUCUCAAACAGAUAAAUUGUGUGGAAAGUGCAGAUUCUAAUCUUUCAGUCCAAAUCUCAUUAGUGUCUGUAAGUAGAAGAGAGUACUAUAGUACCAUCUUGUUUCUGAAACUUUUUGACUUUAAAACAAAUACUAAAUAAUACUAUAAUAAUAAUACAACUAUAUUACAAAUUUUUCAAUUGCAUAAUUGCAUUUAAAUAGAGCAAACCAACACUGAUUAUUCUCAGGAUUCUUCCUUCCUUCAGGAAUCGGCGUUGGUAAUGACAGAUAAUCUAAAGAUACACGUGUUUAAAAGUUUACAUAUUUUUAUUUGAUUGACAUUCUGUAUUAACCAGUUCAAGUCAGCGCUUUUUUCUGAUUUCUUUGGAAAAAAAACAAAAACAUGGCACUAAUAUUAGUGAUGCACCAAAAUGAAAGUCCUUGGCCGAAACUGAAAUUUAAGACACGCUUAUUGGAAAAAACUAUUUGAUAAAUUCAACAUACUAUUGAAAAUGGACAUAUUAAAAUUACUACAGUAUGUAGACUACAUGUGCCAAUCCAACCUCCUCAGCAACAGAGAAUGGUUGUCCAUUUAAGGCAUUGAAUUCCAUUAUUUUUCUGGUAUUCUUCACACUUCGGCUGUCGUUUGUGAAUUUUUUCAUUUCAAUGGUUGUGUCUGCAGAUUUGGUGGCACAGUGGAUAGCACUGUCACCUCACAUGACAUGAAAGUGUAAUACAAAUAAGCAAUUGGAGUUAAAAAAGAAAUCAUGGAAUCAAUUUAUAGACCAAAAUGUAUUCUAAAUGUUUGACUCAUCAAAGUAGCCAACUUUGGCAGAUAUAACAGCUGAACACACUCAUUGCAUUGUUUCUACAAUAGAAAUCAAAUGUUCUUCAGAAAGUUCUUCCCAAAUCUGUUGCAUACGUUCCCAUAAAUAAAUUUCACUCUUCUGUCCAGUUCAUCCCAAACCAGCUGGAUGGGGUUUAAGUCUGGAGAUUGGCCACUCCAUGUUUUCAAGUUGACCAUCUUGUUCUUUUUUCCUGAGGUAGUUCUGGCAUAGCUUGGACUUAUGUUUUGGGUCAUUAUUUUGUUGUAGGAUGAGCCCCUGGCCAACUAGGCACAUACCCGAGGGUAUUGCAUGGCUCUGCAGAAUGCUGUGGUUACCGUUUUGGUUCAGGGUGCCUCUCACUCUGUACAAGUCACCGACCCUGGAUCCAGCAAAACAGCCCCAGACCAUCACACUUCCUCCUCCAUGUUUCACAGUUGAUGUCACACACUGUGGAACCAUCCUUUCGCCUACUCGAUGGCGUACAAAGAUCUUGCGUGAUGAACCGAAGAUUUCAAAUUUUGAUUCAUCAGUCCAUAAUACCUUCUUCCAGUCUUCAGUAGUCCAAUGGUGGUGUUUCAUUUCAAGCUAUUCAUUGGAGUUGAACAACUUGAAUUGCAAUAAAUAACUGUUCUAAAACUUUUGACCGGUAGUGUAUAUGUCUGUGUCUGACCUGUGAUGUACAGGCAACCUGUCAUGGGUGUAUGCUGCCUUCUGCCCAAUGACAGCAGGGAUAGGCUCCAGCUCUCCCUGCAACCUAGAAGGAUAAGCGGCUUAGAAAAUGUGUGUGUCUGCAGAUUGCGUCAGCGUGCUUACAGAGAGUCUCCAUUUUUCUUCUUUCUGCUCCCUCUUGAAACGUAGAAUGAUCAGUGAUUGCAGAUCUCAUCUGAUGGCUGAAAUUUUCACUAUUGAUCUGCUGUUGUACCGCUAAGGCAACAAGGAUCAUCUGAUAGUGUGUUUGAUCUACGGUGAUGCCACAGCCAUCUGUAACCUGGAGAUAAUAAUUCUCCUCGCUCUUUCCAGGUGGGUAGUAUGGUCCUCCCACCUGGUUGGGCUUCACGUAUCUCAGAGGAUGCUCUUGCUAGUCACCCGACCACUUGAGGUUUGGUGGGGCAUGACGAUUUGCUAGUGGGGCAUUACCCCACUAAAUGACCCCCUGUCUCCGGAGUUGGGAUGGUGUACUAUCUGCAAAUUCAAAUCAUAAUAAAAUAUCUCCUCUUCUACUUAUAAACAAUUGUGGUAUGAAUUCUGCGCUCCACACAAUUUCUUAGUUGUUGAGGUUUGCAAAUAAUUCUUAUAAAAUUACAACAUGCUGGCCAUAACUACACCUUCUAGGUGUUAUUAUUGUUUUAGAGUUAUAUUUGAACGUAGAGAAAUGUUUUUGUACGUCUAGAAUCAACAAUGACAGUUACUGAUGUCGGUAAUUUAGAGAGUUAGCGCUGAGAAUGACUGUGAAAACCAAUAUUGUUCUAAAGCAAUGUUUUAGUAUAGAGCUUUUUUAGACUUUUCCUUGGGCAUUCUAGUUUUGUUGACGUCUUCCCAAGCUCUCUGUCUGUGACUUUUUUUACUCAUAACAAGUGUCGACAGACUGUUUAUUGUAAUUGUAUAUUGACACGUUUUUCAAAUCUCACUUAGUCAAAUGAGAGACUUUAAAUGAAAGGCUUAAUGGUGGCUGCUAUUAUUGUUUUUAGCUAUAUGACGAACAUUUUGGCCAUUUUUAUAGCUAUACAACAUCAGCUAAAGCAGAUAAGCAUGUCUGUUAGAGAUAAUUGCGGUAUGCGAUUUGCACGAUGCUAACUGCUAAUUCCAUUACUUGUUCAUUACAUUAGCCUCGUAGCUCUAGUGAAAAGCAAAAUAGGCAAACUUCAGACUUUAGAAAUAUCUUGGCUUGACUACAUUUAGGGUAAAACUGUGUGAGUUUGAUGUUUUGCUGAUCUAUUCCGUUAAUUUUACACUCCAAACUGUAGCACUGUUUACUGAAAACUGCUGUUACACACUGAUCUGAUAUAGAUCAAACAUUUAUGUAUGUUUUUUGUAAUAUUGUGUCCUAAUUUGUGUUAUACAUGUAACAGGGAGCACUGUCAGUUCUACAUUGUCCAUGUCAUAUUAAAACUUCCAAUUUCCACACAGUUUACUGUGUGAGAUGUAAACAGAGUCAUUCAGAGUGGUUUGGUGUGAAAUGGUUUAGAUGUCUUUACAGUGGUGGUGAUAGGAACCAAGGGUCGCCAUGACUACAACACAAAUGUAAACAUUUUAUU